This is a messenger RNA of Setaria italica (foxtail millet), 2802 nucleotides long. Its product is annotated as putative receptor-like protein kinase At4g00960. The transcript has 8 exons. Gene Ontology annotation, biological process: cell surface receptor signaling pathway; protein phosphorylation. Gene Ontology annotation, molecular function: ATP binding; protein kinase activity. Lineage: Eukaryota; Viridiplantae; Streptophyta; Magnoliopsida; Poales; Poaceae. The coding region runs from base 764 to 2227 and encodes 487 amino acids. The record is from RefSeq and is a predicted model, not a curated record.
UUAGCACGCCCGUCCCAAAACAGCUUCAUCGGUGAAACCAAAACUGAUGAAACUGAUGAAGUCAAAAAGACUUCUUUUACAAAACAGCUUCGCGCUACGGUAUCUUGAUUUGCGUGAAAUAAGAUGAAGUCAAAACUAAAAUAAAUCAUGCCAAAGAGGGCUUAGUCAGGAUUCCGCUACAAGUCGCUGUGGGAGCCGAGCGGGAACCCUGCCAAAGGCCCCCAUAGUCGAGGCAUACAGGAUACUAGACUGUAGACACUGCUAACCAGCAAAACGGAAAAAAAUUGGGCCCUGUUGACUUGACCCCGAGUAGUCGACACGGUUUUCCUUCCCUGUUGACGAGUAGAACUUGCAUUAAUUCCUUUUCCCUGCAUCGCCAUCGCCAUCGCCAUCGCCGUGCCUAUCACCUCACCAGGCCCAGGAAGCAACAUGGCAAACCCAGAGUAUAGUGGCCAGAGCACGAGUAUUCUGUCUUUGUUGCAAUUGGACAGUAGUUUCUGGGGGAAAUGAGUAGUGAUUGGUAGUGAGUGUAACUCAUGCUCGGAGCAGAGUAGAGCGGAGUUGCCGCAGCCGGCUAACACAAGACCGACAGCUAUCUCGAUUGCUGGGUGCAGGAAGCUAGCAGAGGUGAGAACGAAGAAUCGAUCAAUUCAUUUGACUGCUGCUUGCACGGACAGGUUGAGAGAGCUUUACCGAUCGACCAUAAUGUGAUCUUGAGUUCAGUUCAGUCUCGCGUGUGUAUUCCACGUAAUUACAGAGAUCGAUGGCUGAUCCGGUGGCCAGCGUUGAGAAGAUCGUCAAGAUCGGGCUCAAGAUCAAGCAGGCAGUGGACACGGUUCGCAAGAACAAGGAGGUUUGCCUAGAGAUCAGGAAGCGGGUGCUCAGGUUCAGCGACAUCCUGUCGCAGUUGCAGCAGACGGGGAUGCUAAACAACAACCCGGCCAUGAGUGGCCCCCUGGAGGAUCUUGAGGAGACGCUCGAACGCGGCCUCGAGCUCGUCACGUCCUGCCAGGAGAGACGAAGCACCAUCCGCCGCUUCAUCACGGCCGGGGACCUGUCCAAGCAGCUGCGCGAAGUGAAGGAUGACAUCCUGAACAAAGUGAUGCUGGCGUCCUUCGCCAUCAACACCAAUAGCACCAUUAUGUUGUUCACCAUUCAUACUGGUAUUCGUCCUGAUCCGCUACGGCAACCAGAGGAAAGUGGUCUGAUGGAGAUAUCCCAUGACAAUCAUUCAUCUGAGGAUAUUAGAUCUGAACAGAACGGUGAGGAAAAUAGCGUACCAGGAGGAUCUGAGGCCCUGCUUCCUCCCUUAGCAGCAAUAACCUUAAGAGAGUUUGGGUUGUCUGAGUUGAAGGCCGCUACCAAUGGAUUUUCAGACAGCAAUAUCAUCGGCCGAGGUGGCAUAGCUACUGUCUACAAGGGUGUAUUAGAUGACCAGAGUGUGAUUGCCAUCAAGAAAUUCCGUUGGGCACCUCGCUUGGGUUGGGCGCACACCUACGAGCAACUUCUUCUUGCUUCAAAGCUUCAGCACAAGAAUGUAGUGCAAGUUCUGGGAUACUCCCACGAGAAUGGAGCUGUUAAGGACAGAGAAUAUAUCUGGGUCGAGGAAUAUGUUCCAAUGGGAACCUUGCACGAGAUUAUUCAUUGCAAAGAGCCCCGAUUUGAUUGGUCCUCCCUCAUCCGGAUAAUUGAGGGCAUAGCUCAGGGCGUAAGGUACCUACAUGAGCAACGUGUUGUCCAUUUGGACCUGAAACCAACAAACAUCGUCUUGGAUUCCCACAUGAAUCCUAAGAUUACUGAUUUUGAAGUAGCGAAAGUAUUGAAUGGUAAUCAAUUGGAGGGCGAGAUCAUCACAGCAGGCACAUUUCAAUAUAUAGCUCCAGAAUAUCUGACAGACGGUGUUGUGUCAAUGAUGAACGAUGUGUACGGUUUUGGCGUCACCCUCCUUGAGACUGUAAGUGGAAUCCGAAGACGACAUAACCAACCAAGAGAAUUCCAUCUACACCGAUGGGCUUGGAAGGCUCUCGAAGGUCGACGGAAGUUUGAUCCGGCACUGUUUGCCGAGCCUCAGCUAGUGGAGAUAAAAAGGUGCAUACAGAUAGGCCUGCUGUGCGCUCAGCAUGAGUCGGCAGACCGCCCCACCAUGGAAGAUGUUCUUCUGAUGCUCAAUGGCGAGAAAGAACUGCCGACACCAGAGAAACCAGCGUACAUCAAAUCGACUGCCUAGCUUGUAUGGCUCUGCAUCCACCGUGCAUCAUUCAUCUAUAACUCUAUCCAAUCUUUCGAUGCGUUGGUGAGAAUACGGCUGAGAGAUUACUUCUGAACUCGAUCUGCUAUCGAUCCAUCAGUCUGCUUGUAACUAGGAUGGAUACAAUUUUGAAUCUUCUUGCUUUCGUUUUGUGCAUAUAGGGGGUGAUUGGUAGCCCAGCUCGCACCAUCCCGGUCCGCACGGUGCAGGUUAGCUUUGAUUGGUUGCUAGGGCUGCAUAUUUUUGCUGCAUGGCCUCGUUUGGAUUCCCCCUUCCAUUCCGGCCAGCAUUGUACGCAAAAUUUGGCCUUCCCUCACCAGCUAGGAUGAGAUGAUACAAGCAGGACAAUAGGCUCCACUUGCAACCACACAAAGCAGCCUUUCAUGAAGCCAACCAAUCAACAACUCUUUCCAUUCUAGCUCAGGCUAUACGCAACCCAAUCAAGUCUGCAUGUACGCUUCUGUGCUGGACAUGAUGAGUCUGAAUCUCGUCACCAUUCUGGACCUCUCCUUGAACUGCAACCAAUCACGCUCAUAAUGUACUGAUUGAGUGUA